Molecule: messenger RNA, 1779 nt
Organism: Paramecium tetraurelia
Lineage: Eukaryota; Ciliophora; Oligohymenophorea; Peniculida; Parameciidae
Exons: 5
Source: RefSeq, a predicted model, not a curated record
AUGUCUGGACAUUAAAUCAUUACUCAACCCUAGAGUCGUAGUCAAUAUCAAAGCAAUAAUAAUAUCCUAACAGCUCAACCAAUUCAGUAGCAAUCACAAAAUCCUCUGAAUUAUCCAAGUAAUGCCAUUCCUGCACCUUUCAUGCCUUCUCAAAUGAAUCAAUAAUAAUAUGCAUAAUCACAAGUAUACCAACCAAGAUUGAUGGAAAACACUGUGAGAAUUUAAUAGCAACCUGAAACACAUUGUCCAUUCUGUUUGACUUGCUAAUAACAUAAGACUGAUCUAUUAGCAAGGUAGGAGUCAUAGAAAGCUAAGCCUUAAGGAAAUGGCAAUUUCCCAGAAUACGAAUAUGGUGUUUGUCCUGAUUGUGAGGGGGAAACUGGAGAAGGAGAUCCAGAAGAUGAUAUUGGAAUAGAAAAUUAGAAACUUCGAGAUGAUAUUGCUGCCAAAGCCAAAGCGAAUAGAAAGUUGAGGAAUGAUGUGGUUCGAUUAUAGACUGAAUUAGAUAGAAUCAAACAUUUACCAGAGGAAAAUGAAAAAUUAAAAGCCAUGAUAGGCCCGUUGGAAGAUUAAUUAAGAGAUGCUAGACAUAAGAAUUAAGAUUUACUUGAUGACAAUAAUAAAUUGGGAAAUUAAGUCAAGGAUCUUAGAAAUAAUAUAGAUAAAGCUAAUAAUGCAGCCAAAGAUAAUGAUAAUAUGAAAAAGGAAAUUGAGGAACUUAAAAAGAAGACUAAAGAUAAUGAUAAAGUGAUGGAGGAAAACAAUGAUCUUAAGAACAAAUUAAAUAGAUUGAAGGGAGACAGAGAUAAAAUGUUAGCAGAUUUAGCUGCCUUGGAAAAAUAGAAUGGAGCAAUCAAGGAUAAAUUAGGAAAAUUAGCCAAAGAAAAUAAUGAUCUCUAAAAGGAUUUGGGAGAUUUGAAGAAGGUAAACAAGGAUUUGGAAAAGAAAUGCAAUGAUCUACAAUUAGAUAAUGAUAAUUUACAUCUCAAUUUGGGUGAUGUUAAAGGGGACAGAGAUAAAGCCAAAGAUCAAUUAAAUGAUUUACAUAAAAAUAGGAAUCAAUUACUUGAUGAAUUGGGUAAAGUGAGAGAUAAAUUAAAAGACGCAGAAAAGGAUAAAGAUGAUCUUGGUAAAAAAUUGAAUAAUGUAUAAAAUGAUGCAAAAAAGGCAGGCGAUGUACCUAAAUUGAAAAGGUAAUUGGACAAUGCCUUGUUAGAAUUAGAUGACUUGAAGGCUGAAAGAGAGGAAUUAGAUUAACAUUUAAAAUAAGUUCAUGAUGAUUACAAUAAAGCUUUGAAAAUACUAAAAGAAAAUGGUCUCCUAGGAUUAUUGGAUCCGUCUGAAUAGCAACCUAAUUAGAAACCAUUAAAUACAAAUGGGUAAUUAGGUCCAUCUGGUUAAGCCUUUAAUCCUAAUGGAUAACCUCUCUAUGGUUCUAAUGGGUAACCUCUCUAUGGUCCCAAUGGAUAACCUCAAUAUGGAACUUAAAAUGGUUAACCUGUGUUUGGACCAAAUGGAUAGCCCAUUUAUGGACCCAACGGUCAACCUAUUUAUGGUUCUGCUGGUUAAUAUGGACAGCCAGGGAGUGCAUAUUUGGGAACACCGAAUCAAAUUCCUUAGAAUAAAAUUGGAAUGAAUCCCAUGAAUUAGUCAAAUUAAUGGGGAGGUGUUAGUGGAAAUGUGGGGAGACCCUCUUAUGAAGAACUGAUUUUGGAUAAUAUUCGAAUGAAGAAAUGUAUUGAUUAGUUAAACUAUGAUCUAAAGAAUAGUAAAAGAUGA